This is a messenger RNA of Emiliania huxleyi CCMP1516, 1038 nucleotides long. RefSeq lists its product as hypothetical. Gene Ontology annotation, cellular component: membrane. Gene Ontology annotation, molecular function: serine-type endopeptidase activity. NCBI's taxonomy places the organism in Eukaryota, Haptophyta, Isochrysidales, Noelaerhabdaceae. The transcript is spliced from 3 exons. The coding region runs from base 1 to 1038 and encodes 345 amino acids. The record is from RefSeq and is a predicted model, not a curated record.
AUGCCCGACUCAUCUUGGCGGGGGCGGUACCUGGCGGUGCUGCUCCUUCCCCUCAUCUACGGCGGGCUGCCCGCCGUCGGAUCCGCUGCGCUCGCGCCGGCGUGGGCUUCGCUGCGACAGCCGCUGCGACAUCGCCGAGUUGUUGCGCCGCUCGCCGCAAAGCUGCAGCAUCCCUCGCCAAAACCAAUCCGCAGGGUGAAGGCGAACUCAGCCGCGCGCCGAACCAAGGCGCGUCGACCGCUCGGUCGCGGCGAGGGCGCGCUGGCGGCGGCGGAGGUGUGGCGGCGGCGCGGCGAAGGCUUUCUGCGCAACUUCAUCCCGGCGCUCGGCCUCUUCCUGUGGGUUCGCACGUGCGUGGUCGAGCCCUUCUUCAUCCCCUCCCAGUCCAUGGCGCCGACCCUCUCUCCAAACGACCAGAUCGCCGUCGAGAAGUUUUCUCGCCUCUAUGUGCGCGCCCGCCGCCGCACCACAAGCGCCGCACCCAACGCCACUGCGGCCCCAACCGCAGCUGCAGCAAGGACGCGGCUGAUCAAGCGCGUGAUCGCCGUCGGAGGCGAUACAGUGCGGGCGGGCGUGCUCUACCUCAACGGCGCGCCGCGCUACGAGCCGUACGCGCUCGAGGCGCCGACGUACUCGCUGCCGCUGACGACGGUGCCUGCGGGCGCCAUUUUUGUGCUCGGGGACAACCGGAACGUGUCUGUGGACUCGCACGUGUGGGGCUCGCUGCCGAUCGAGAAUAUCAUCGGCAAGGCCUUCUACGUGCUCUACCCAGUCGACCGGCAGGCACGCGACAUGACCACCACGCACACACACAUAUCGCCACACGACACCACACGUCGCCACACCACCGCCACACACCCCUCGCCGCGCGGAGGACACGCCCCGCCCCGCCUCUCGGCGCCGCAGGGCUUCGUCGACCAGUUCAUGCAAGACCUCAAGCUGACGGGCGACACGGGCGCCUUCAUCGAGCGAUUGGUGCCCGACAUCGACCCGCCGCCCACCAGCCGCCCGGCGGGCUGGUCCAAUCGGCCGAGAUGA